Messenger RNA from Leopardus geoffroyi (Geoffroy's cat), 2254 nucleotides. It is a transcript of the gene PCBP3, whose product is annotated as poly(rC) binding protein 3. Gene Ontology annotation, biological process: regulation of gene expression; regulation of RNA metabolic process. Lineage: Eukaryota; Metazoa; Chordata; Mammalia; Carnivora; Felidae. The record is from RefSeq and is a predicted model, not a curated record. The coding region runs from base 467 to 1555 and encodes 362 amino acids. Gene Ontology annotation, cellular component: cytoplasm; nucleus. Gene Ontology annotation, molecular function: mRNA binding. The transcript is spliced from 18 exons.
CCCGGUCGUCACCAACCCUCGGCCCCACCCCGGGCUCCGGCCGGCCAGCCGGCGGGCACGCCCUCCUCCGCGGACAGGUCCAGUAACAUUAAUUGGAUGGUAGACAUCAUAAAUAUUACAGGCUGUCUACAGAGAGAGAGCCUCACAUGGUUUCAUGUAGGUGAGCCUCGGACGAGUCAGCCCUGCCUGUCACCAGUUCCAGCUGUGAUGCUCUAAGUCACAGUAAGUCUGAACGCUUGCUGUCUAUGGACCUGCUCUGACUCUUAGAGCCUGCUUAUGGGGGAAGCAUUUCAUCUUCUCUAGACAAGGAGAGUGGCCAUCUGUCUGAUCGCUGCAUCCGGCCGGCCCCUCUCGACCUCCCAGAGCUGCUUUGUUCUGAGGUGACACCAUCUGGGCCCCAUCUGUCCUUCCUCACGGCGCCCUCGGCACCUUGAGCCACUACCCCCAGCCGCAUUUUGGGAGAAAGAUGGAGUCGAAGGUCUCAGAAGGCGGCCUGAACGUGACCCUGACAAUCCGUCUGCUGAUGCAUGGGAAGGAAGUCGGAAGCAUCAUCGGGAAGAAAGGAGAGACAGUGAAAAAGAUGCGCGAAGAGAGCGGCGCGAGGAUCAACAUCUCUGAGGGAAACUGCCCGGAAAGAAUUGUGACCAUCACAGGCCCCACCGACGCCAUCUUCAAGGCCUUUGCCAUGAUCGCCUACAAGUUUGAGGAGGAUAUCAUUAACUCUAUGAGCAACAGCCCUGCCACCAGCAAGCCCCCGGUGACGCUGAGGCUGGUGGUCCCCGCCAGCCAGUGUGGGUCCCUGAUCGGCAAAGGCGGCUCCAAGAUCAAGGAGAUCAGGGAGUCCACAGGUGCCCAGGUCCAGGUGGCCGGGGACAUGCUGCCCAACUCCACGGAGCGGGCAGUGACCAUCUCGGGGACCCCCGACGCCAUCAUCCAGUGCGUCAAGCAGAUCUGUGUGGUCAUGCUGGAGUCCCCACCGAAAGGUGCCACCAUUCCCUACCGCCCAAAGCCCGCCUCCACCCCUGUCAUUUUUGCAGGUGGUCAGGUAAGAGCCGACCCGCUCGCGGCCUCCACUGCCAACCUCAGCCUUUUACUGCAGCCCCCGCCGCUGCCCGCCUACACGAUCCAGGGACAGUACGCCAUCCCCCACCCAGAUCAGUUGACCAAGCUCCACCAGCUGGCCAUGCAGCAAACCCCCUUUCCUCCCCUCGGACAGACCAACCCCGCUUUCCCCGGAGAAAAGCUGCCUUUACACUCCUCCGAAGAAGCUCAAAAUCUGAUGGGCCAGUCGUCAGGUCUGGACGUCAGCCCCCCGGCCAGUACUCACGAGCUCACCAUUCCCAACGAUCUAAUAGGCUGCAUAAUUGGACGCCAAGGGACCAAAAUCAAUGAAAUUCGACAGAUGUCUGGAGCUCAGAUCAAAAUCGCCAAUGCCACAGAAGGGUCAUCGGAGCGCCAGAUCACCAUCACGGGGACCCCAGCCAACAUCAGCCUUGCCCAGUACCUCAUCAAUGCCAGGCUGACGUCUGAGGUCACUGGGAUGGGCGCACUCUAAUCCUGCCCUUCGGCCUCCGCCCCGUGAACCUGACCUCCACCCGGCUCGCACACUCUGUACAGACCGCCCACCUGCCCUGCGUCGCAAAUAUAAAUAGAGGUUUUCUUUACUAACGAGAGUUAUAUGCCGUAGACAUACACACCAACAGAGCAAAUCUAUAUUCUCUCUGUGUCAGCUCCAGGCUCUGUCCCCGAUACCUCUCUGGGAAUUAAUUUAUGCUCGUCUGUUCAUGCAUUGGCAUGCAGUGUUAAUUAUUUUAAAUGCUUUGGGGGCAUUCCCAUCUGUGACAUUUUAGAAAUACUGUCCCUUAGUGUCAGUGUACCUGUUAAAGAAUUGGUUUGACAUUCCGACAGCACUUCCCACAAGCCGUCUCUCCCAGGACCGUGGUUGCUUUGAGCGGGUUCGCUCCCGCCCAGCUGUCCCCCCACCCCGUGCUGACUCUGCUCCCCGAAGCCUGUGCUCGCUCCCACGUGCCCACCGGGCCUGCGCUGGGGGCAGGGGCGCGCUGCCUCUGUUGCGGGGAAGGAGAACGGAGGACAGGGUCCUAACCCACUGUGCAGGUGAGGCCGUGGGUGCUGGAGUCGUCACGUCACGUGCUGGGGACGCACGCGUGGGCCCCCAGGCGUCUUCCGGGGUGGCUGGCCAGGAAGCGCCUCUGCACCAUGGCAGAGUUCAAUAAAUGUUGUGCGCUGCCCCCCA